Striga hermonthica is the source of this 933-nucleotide messenger RNA. The record is from the annotation of a GenBank genome assembly. NCBI's taxonomy places the organism in Eukaryota, Viridiplantae, Streptophyta, Magnoliopsida, Lamiales, Orobanchaceae.
AUGCAGAGCAUUGAGGUGAAGGUCACGGGAAAUGCUGAAAAGGUGGAAGCUUGGGAAUUAGGGAUCGGGUUUUCAGAAGGAGAGAUUGAAAUCCCUAAUUCGAAAAGGGGCACCGAUUCAGCAGAAGGAGAAGAUGACGCAUCAGUUGCCAUCGGGCCGUUUAUGAAGAUGGGCCGCGAAGAUGAUUCGCUGCGAGAUGGGUCCAUGAUGAGCGUACUCAUCCUAUUAAGGAAGCACAAGUUGUAUGCCAAGGAAAGCAAAUGCAGUUUUGGGCAGACCAAAGUGGAGUACCUAGGCUACAUUAUCACAAAAGAAGGGGUCUCAACAGAUCCCUCAAAGGUUGAGAGCAUGGUCAAGUGGCCAAUCCCUAAGACCCUAAAAAAACUAAGGGGGUUUUUGGGGUUGACAGGGUACUAUAGAAAAUUUGUCAAGAACUAUGGGUUGGUCAGCAAACCACUAACCAACUUAUUAAGGAAGGAUGGCUUUAAGUGGAGCCAAGAAGCUGAGGAAGCCUUUCACCAUCUCAAACAAUCUAUGUCCACUACACCGGUGCUAGCUUUACCUGAUUUCACAUUACCUUUUGAGAUUGAGACUGAUGCAAGUGGAGUGGGGGUGGGUGCUGUACUAAUGCAAAAGGGCAGACCCAUUGCCUAUAUGAGCAAGGCUUUGUGUGCAAGGAACCAGUGUCUAUCUAUUUAUGAAAAGGAGUUCUUGGCUGUACUUAUGGCCAUUCAAAGGUGGAGGCAUUACUUACAAGGGCACAAGUUUAUAAUAAAGACAGAUCAACAGGCACUUAAGCACUUGUUAGAUCAGAAGGGCACCGAUUCAGCAGAAGGAGAAGAUGAUGCAUCAGUUGUCAUCGGGCCGUUUCAGAAGAUGGGCCGCGAAGAUGAUCCGCUGCGAGAUGGGUCCAUGAUGAGCGUGCGUGAUUAA